Messenger RNA from Bombina bombina (fire-bellied toad), 3858 nucleotides. RefSeq names its product tight junction protein ZO-2. Gene Ontology annotation, biological process: positive regulation of blood-brain barrier permeability; protein localization to cell-cell junction; cell-cell junction organization. Gene Ontology annotation, molecular function: cell adhesion molecule binding. The record is from RefSeq and is a predicted model, not a curated record. NCBI's taxonomy places the organism in Eukaryota, Metazoa, Chordata, Amphibia, Anura, Bombinatoridae. The transcript is spliced from 11 exons. Bases 170 to 3175 code for a protein of 1001 amino acids. Gene Ontology annotation, cellular component: plasma membrane; bicellular tight junction.
UGUGUAUGGGAUGUUUCACUCAAACAGAAAAGUAUCGAUCAGAUAAAUGAAAAGCUUCUGUAAUGUUGGUCACAAUUUAAACGGAACCCCCCCCCCCAACAAAACAAAUCAGCUAAUGUGAUAAAAAGCAGUACAUUUCCCAGCAUUUUGCGAGAUCCAGGAAGCGGAGAUGCCCAUGAGAGGAGACAGGUUAUUCCCACAUCAGCACCCUAAUAAUCACCACAGCAAGAAUUUGUCAGCAUGGCUCGGUGCUGCCAGCAUGGAAGAACUAAUAUGGGAGCAGUAUACUGUGACCUUGCAAAAGGCUAACAAAAAGGGGUUUGGCAUUGCUGUCUCUGGAGGUAAAGAUAAUCCACACUUUGAGAACGGUGAGCCUUCCAUUGUCAUCUCCGAUGUGCUUCCAGGGGGGCCUGCCGAGAGAUUAUUACAAGAAAAUGAUAGGGUGGUUAUGGUUAAUGGAAUACCCAUGGAUAACGUUUUGCAUUCGUUUGCUGUGCAACAGCUUAAGAAAUGUGGGAAAACAGCUGUCAUUGUUGUGAAAAGACCUCGUAAGGUUCAGGUCACAGCAUCUCCUGAGCCUGACCCUAGAUAUUUUGACCCUAUAGAAGAUGAUCGCAGAAGUGCACACAGUGGAUAUAGUGGGAGCUGGCAUAGUGGUAAUGGACACCGUAGUAGAGACUCCAGCCCAGACAAAAGCUACAUCAGAGAACAAGAACGAGGCCGUUCAUUUGAGAAGGAUCAAGAACGGGUACGUGGGAGAAGCAGGGAGAGAGAGCUGGAUGAUGAGCACGAAUACAGAAGAGAGCACAGCCAGGGCAGAGGUAUUGAACGAGACCUGACUGAAGAGCACCGAUACAAGAGAGACCGGGGCAGGAGUGUGGAUAGGGAGGAGUCAUUUGAUCGCAGCUAUAGUGGAGACUAUAGUCCAGAUCGAGGGAUUGGCCGGCGAGUACCAACAGACUACAAGAAUGAUAAGGAAAUGCAACAGAGCCGAGACAGGCUUCAGUCCCACAGUCCUUCACCUGAGCCGGAUAGACUUUAUGCUCAGCCUGUACACAAAGGACAGAGGAAGCCUGUUGGUGUUCUUCUCUGCAAGAACAGACCCAAUGAAGGUAAUGGUGGGAAGGAGGAGGAUGUGACGGUCAACCUUAGCCAACAUGUUCUGACUGAUAAUGAGAGGCGAGUUCUCAUGAAGGGCCUCUCCUUUGUUCCAACAACCAUACCUGACGACUUUGCCACCUAUAUCGAUACUAUGCGUUUCCAGAGACAACUAAAAUUGGGAGAUUUUUUCCAGGGGAAGGUGAUGGAAGAUAACAGACAUCCUUUUAAAAAACCCAGCACGUUUGAACCUCCCACAACUAACCCGAGCAUCAAAACCUUCACUCGUCUUGUACAACAAAGAGUAAGACAGGGGGAACAUGGCCCAACUAGAAACAACAUGACAACAAGUGAUUGGGAAGCUGUACAAUCUCUUAGAAAUGACUCUACAAUAGUCAUACGUCCAGCGGAUAAGGGUGGUGCGGUUGUCCUGCAGGAUUACCAGGAGUACAAAGCAGAAAUAGACAGACAACUGGCGGACAACUCCACUUAUAGGGCUCUAUCCUGUGAUCCCACCAUUUCUUAUAAAACACAGAUUGAUUCUGUUAUUGAACACGCAGCACGAAUGAAUUGGAUAGACUCAACUACUAAAGAAUGGCUGACAACCGACUAUCCAGUGAGACCAAUACUGUAUACGUUACCAAAGAUACAUAAACAAUUGAUAAACCCACCUGGACGCCCCAUAGUUUUAGCACGGGGGUCAUUGUUGCAACCCUUGGCCAAGUUUGUUGAUGCUUUACUACAACCUCUAGUGGUUAACAUGCGAUCUUAUCUACGGGACUCCUCUGCCCUUAUCACGUAUCUUACCAAAUUGACUGACAUACAACCAGGUGAUGUGCUUGCUAGCCUGGAUGUCACAAGCUUGUACACCAUUAUACCACACGAAAUGGGGAUGGAGAUAAUCACCAACUGCCUUGAUAGAUGCCCCUUUGUGGGACCACCAACCAGUUUUAUUGUUGAACUCUUGUCCCUAUGCCUCAAAUUGAACUAUUUUAAGGAAAAGUGCAGCAAUUCAAAUUUAACCAACGUAACCCUUUCAUAUAUAAAAUGCUUGGGAUCUGUCCUAAUUUCAUACAUACAUGCAAUGCAUGCAUACAUACAUACAUACAUACAUGCUUGUGUGAUUUAUAAUUGUUCUGUUGAAUUUACUACUAUUUUUUUACAGGCCGAUGGAAAUGAUGAUGAUGAUGAUGACAGAAUGUCCUACCUAACAGCAAUGGGGGCCGACUACCUGAGCUGUGACAGCCGCUUAGUCAGUGACUUUGAAGAUACAGAUGGGGAAGGUGGCGCCUACACAGACAAUGAGCUGGACGAGACUGUUGAUGAUCCUUUACCAGUUUCUGCCAUUAGUCGCUCUUCUGAGCCUGUCCUUCCAGAAGAGCCUGUUAUAAAGCCUAUACCAGAGGUCAAAGCCCAGAUGAGAAGAGCUGGCAGCAGGGAAGUACUGCGGGACCCAAGUCCACCUCCGUCUUUCAAGCCUGAGCCACCCAAAGUAAAGCCCCAAGGCAAAGAUGACCUGUAUGACUCUCCUCGCAGCUAUGAAGCCAAACGCAACAGUUCCAGUGUAGCCAGCGGUGAGACAUCUGGGGGAUCAUCUAAGGCAAUCCCUCCUCCUACUGCUGCGAAGCCUGUGCUUGUUGGAAAGCCCAUCUUAAAACCUUCACUGCCUGUAAACCCAUCUCCAGCAAAAUCAGAAGAACAAAACCCAGUUGAUGAAAAUGCUCCCAAAUCCGUACUGGGAAAAGUUAAAAUAUUUGAAAAAAUGGACUACAGUGCAAGAGCACAGAGGAUACAGGAGCUGCAUGAGGCACAAAAUGCAAGAUUGGAACUCGCACAGAAGCUUCCUGAUAUUUAUGCUGUACCAAUAAAGCCUCAAAAAAAUGAUCAGAAUCGUCCUCAACAAACAAGUUCUCGACCUCCAGAACCCCAGAAACCUCCAUCAUGGUCUUACCUUGAUAAGAAAGCGAGCUAUGGGAGUGAUGAUGAAGAAGAAGAAGAAUAUCGCCGCCAAUUAGCUGACCAGUCAAAACGUGGUUUUUAUGCACCACCUACCAAAUAUAGAGACACAGAACUGUGAAAGAUCACAGAAUACUAAACGGACCAUAUAAAUACUGCACAGUCUUUACAGCUGAAUCUAGGACGGUAAACGUUUGUGUAACCUACUGUAUCUAAGCGCCUACUUAUUGUGUUAUGACUGUGUUUUGCCCUAUUCUGUGGGUGAAUGCUGAACAUGCAGAAAUCUUGAACUUUUUAUAUUCUAAAUACUUUUUAUCAUUUUAAAAGUUUUGCAGACACUUGAAUUGCUUUUUUCCCCCUAAAAUAACUGGAGCCACUGAGGUACAUUAUGUAAAUAAGCUACCCUUAGAACAUUGCCUUUCUUGUGUUUCUCAUGAGCCUUCAAUGUUACUUUGUCCUGUAAUUAAUCAGCAUUAAAAGCACACAAUGUUUAAUGCAUUUGUAUAGAGUUGGGUUUAUCUUUUCUUCCAAUUUCAUUCCAAAAAAGUGUUCUUCAAGUGCCUUUCUGCAGAACUGUCUUGCGUAUCUUGCACUAACAUGUGGCCGUAAAGCAAACCUGUUUAAUGGUUGCUCCUAGGCUUCCCUACAUUUUAUUUUUUAAAUCAUGUGAUCAAUGAGCUACUGUAAAUUUAGUAUAAAUAAAUGUUUCAGAUAAUCUGCCUGUUACAAAGUCAGGCUUGUGUAUGUGUAAGCCAUUCAAUACAACAUAAAGACAUGAAUAAAAAUAAACUGCUACAAUGUUAA